Seminavis robusta is the source of this 1173-nucleotide messenger RNA. Lineage: Eukaryota; Bacillariophyta; Bacillariophyceae; Naviculales; Naviculaceae. The record is from the annotation of a GenBank genome assembly.
CAGCCACUCCCUUUCUUGUGUGAUCUUUGUCUAUUAUAAUACAGCAAUAUUGAGCAAUGAUGUUCCCUCAAUUCGUGUGGGUGGCUUGCAUUAUUGGCUUGUGUUUCUCUCCUUACCUUUUUUGCUUUGGAUUUGUGACAAGACAGAGACGUCACCCUUCAGCGUUUUUCCACCGUGGCUUGGUCCAUCAUCAGACCACCACAGAUGGUGAUGAUGCUGCGAAUGGCAAUGAAAGUACCCUUUCCAGCAAGAAUCCAGACUGCGACCCGUCAUCCUCCAACAACAACUCGAAACCCAUGGAACUAUGGCUCGACUUGAGAGACACUGCGCUGUCUCCCGAAUCGGCCGUGGAAAUUCUGGCGGAGAAUGUGGACAACGCGAACAUCCACGUCUUGAUUGAUCGGAUGAUUCUGUCUCCCGAAACCAUGGACACGCUGAUUCAAAACAACAACAACAGUGAUGAUAACAGUGGAUUAUUAUUAUAUGUCCAAAAUGGUGAUGAAUUGGUGGUUUCCCACAACCAACAAUCGUUCCCCUGUGGCAAAGUGGUGCGAUCGACAGCCGGAGGGCUCUUUAAUCCAGUACUAGCAUUGGAUAUUGUCAUGACUAACGGGGGAUGGGUUCUGCUAGAGCACAACCGAAAUGACAUGGAGGAAGCCCAAUUCUUGGAAGAAGUCAACAGUCUCAUGACAUUUCUCGUGGGAUCAUCUACCAGUACCACACAAUCCUUGAAUGGUGAUGACGACGUCGACAACAAUCCAAAGAGGCACGAUACCGUGGCGGGGAGUGGAAUGGCAAUUGAGUGUGUCAGUCAAAAUGUAUUGGUGGAAGUCAGUAAAUCAAUCAUGACCAUGGCCAGUAUACCAACAGGUACUACUUCGACCAGCCCCGGUGGAAUACUCCUGCCUUCUUCUACUAGCAGUAGCACUGAGAAGACUGAGAAUGAUUUGAUUCUGGUAGAGGGAGGCACCGAUGAGGAUCAACCACUUCCUCUGGCCAUGGUUCUCCCUUUGGAUUUCAAGUUAUGGAAAGCAGCAAUAGAAAUGAUUGCCGACCCUGCACAAGACACAACAAUAGAGGAUGAAGAGACAAUAUAGCACACACACAAAAAGAAGUGAAUCCAAGACUGUCGCUACUACUAGCUAGUGGAGCCCAUUGUAUGCAUCAAUCUAC